AUGUCCUAUUAUGAUAUUGACGCUAUAUUGACGGAUGGUCAAAAACUACCAUGUACUUUUGAGCUCGAGGUUCCCGGCCUUGGCUUUCUUGAGGGCAAUCCCGGUGAAAAUAUCAAAACAGGCACUCAGGUCGACCUGCCAUUAUGGCUAGGAGAAAUGCUUUCUAUAGGUGCGCGACUGGGCACCUCACGCCUUGUGACGCUCGAUAUCCCCUCCGCGCUCUCUGAGCGAGUCAUGAAUGCUCUCAAGGCCGAUCCGCGAACAGUAGAUCUUCGUGCCCAAGCUCCUCAUUUCUAUAGUCUCGGGGUGCGUAUUCUCGAGUUGUUUGAAGAGGAAGAGAUGGGCGAUGUCUUGAGCGAUACGCUUAGUAAAAGAGCUGCUGAGGUUGCCAAUCAUGCACACAAUCCACGGGGAGCCUUGGGCGACGGCGUGGACUUUCUACGGGGGCUGGACGAGACGGAAAGACAGCUGUUCCGGAUAGCUCAUGAUAGCGCAAAGGAAAUUAGGAUAUGGGCAGGUGAAGCAAAGAAACCGAAGUAA
This is a messenger RNA of Talaromyces proteolyticus, 540 nucleotides long. RefSeq names its product putative GINS complex subunit Psf3. Bases 1 to 540 code for a protein of 179 amino acids. The record is from RefSeq and is a predicted model, not a curated record. Gene Ontology annotation, cellular component: GINS complex. The transcript has 6 exons. Gene Ontology annotation, biological process: mitotic DNA replication initiation. Lineage: Eukaryota; Fungi; Ascomycota; Eurotiomycetes; Eurotiales; Trichocomaceae.